Molecule: messenger RNA, 868 nt
Organism: Cucurbita pepo subsp. pepo (vegetable marrow)
Lineage: Eukaryota; Viridiplantae; Streptophyta; Magnoliopsida; Cucurbitales; Cucurbitaceae
Source: RefSeq, a predicted model, not a curated record
CUGAUUCUUUUCAUACACAUUUAUCUUAUGUAGGAACUCGACUUUGUCAAGAUGAAGCACAGGAUAAAGAGAAAAAGAACUGCCUUGGUGCCAUCAAAAUCAAAAUUGAUUUUUAUAAUUCGGAUACAGGGCAAGAACGACAUGCAUCCAAAGACAAGGAGUCUCUUAUAUAAGCUCGGACUAAGUAGAGUUUUCAGCGGGGUCUUUGCGAAGGCCAAUGAGCAUAUUCUAGGAAAGCUACAAAGGGUGGAGCCAUAUGUGACAUAUGGAUACCCUAAUCUUAAAAAUGUGAGGGAGCUCGUCCAUAAGAAGGGAUUUGCAAAGAUAGACAAACAAAGAGUUCCUCUAACUGACAACAACAUCAUCGAACAGGAAUUGGGCAAGCAUGGAAUCCUAUGCAUGGAGGAUAUUGUGCAUGAAAUUGCUAAUGUUGGCCCACAUUUUAAGGAGGUAAUUUCCUUUCUAUGGCCCUUUGAACUUGAAAAGCCAGGAAGUGGACUUCAAGGGAAAAAAUCAUUGUACAAGGAGGGUGGAGAUGCUGGGAAUAGAGAGGAUGAUAUCAAUGAUCUGAUUGAUGCGAUGAAUUAGGUUUGAAUCAGAUCAUUUGAUUUAAAGUUAGGUUUCAAAAAACCUGAAGGAGCUGAUAGUUUCUGUAAUUCAAUUUUGUUAGUAUCGUUAGUUUUUAUGUUGUUCUACUCAUAACUAUCAGUUUCUUGACCUAUCAGCUUAUGAGACUUUUAACUUGUAUCCAAGGGCUUGUAAUGUGUGGAUACAGGAAAAUUUUCUGGUGCCACUGUUGUAUCUGAUCUUUUACCAAUUUGGCACAAAACGUUAUUAAGUGAUAUAUUAUUUUAUUUUAUUAGCGCUA